Funneliformis geosporum is the source of this 1509-nucleotide messenger RNA. The record is from the annotation of a GenBank genome assembly. NCBI's taxonomy places the organism in Eukaryota, Fungi, Glomeromycota, Glomeromycetes, Glomerales, Glomeraceae.
AUGAGGACCAAUACAAGUUAUCCAACAACACGCAUUCCUAUCCAUUCAUUGUCUAAUUACCAAAGGCAUAUGAAGAUUGGACGAUAUAUGGCAUGCAAGGGAAAUUCACUCGACUCUACACAAAAUCAGUGCUCUUGCAAAGGAUGGCGACCAAAUUCUGUUAAUGGUUCUGGACGAAUCGAUUUGUGCACUUGUGGUCACAAAUUAGGCAUUCAUGGAAAUGUUAAUGACAUUUAUGGAGAAGAUUUUUAUAAGUUAUUGAAUAUUGCUAUUCAAAUUGACGAAUAUUUAGAUAAUAAAGGGAAAUUAUUAGACUUUGAAUAUGUGGAUAAAUUUGUUCAAAAAAUGAGAGAUCAAAUGGCAAUUACCAUUAAUCAAAUUAGACAAUACCAUAAGAUAAUAUGUAACAAGGAACCAUUUGAAAAAGAUUUGAAUCUUAAUGAAAGGAACAAUAAUUUUGAUCAUAGGCUCAUAUUUACGGAGGAACAGGAAGGAGAUAUACGAUGGAGAAUUAUUAACAAUGACGGAUCUCGUGAGAAUUUGUUUUUGCUUACUAGUGUUAAGGAAUUGAUUUCUACCGCAUUACCAAAGAUGCCAGCAGAGUAUAUCGCUCGUGUCGUGUAUAAUCAUAGUCAUUACAAUUUGGUGAUUGUUAAAGAGCCCAAUAAAGUUAUUGGUGGGAUUUGCUAUCGACCAUUUACGGAGAGGAACUUUAUUGAAAUCGUUUUCUUUGCUGUUAAUGGAGAUUAUCAAGAUAAGGGAUAUGGUAGACGUCUCAUGAAUCGCUUAAAAUUUUUCAUGAGAGAUGUGGUCAAGAUCAAAUACAUUUUGGUUUACGCAGAUGAAAGUGCCAUCGGUUUCUUCCGUAAAAUCGGAUUUACAACCAAUAUUACAUUAGAUAAGGAUAUUUGGAGAGGAUAUAUAAAGGAUUAUAGUAAAGCAAAACUAAUGCAGAGCACUUUUGUACCUAAAAUUAAUUAUGACGAGACAAGGGAGAUUUUAUUAAAACAAAAACAAUCGGUGAAAGAAAAAAUCGCGCGAACAGUUAUUACUCCCAUCAUCUACCCAGGUUUACAAUGUUUCAAAAAUGGAUCAAAGUCAAUAGACCCAAUGUCUGUACCGGGUAUUAAAGAAUCCGGUUGGACUCCAGAGUUGGAAAGAAGAGCAAAAGAAACGGCUAAAUACAGGGCAUGUUAUCUUACCAUGUUAAAAGUUAUGGAAGAUUUAGAGAAUCAUAAAAAUGCUUGGCCAUUUAAACUUCCCGUUGAUCCUAUUACUGUCCCAGAUUAUUAUGAUAUCAUCAAGGAACCCAUGGACUUUUCCACUGUCAGAAAACGUAUGGAAAAUAAUCAAUACCUAACUCUUAAAGAAUUCGCUAUUGAUGUUCAAAAAAUAUGGGACAAUUGUAAAUAUUACAACUCGAAUGAAACUUAUUAUUAUAAGUUUGCCGAGGCCUUGGAAAAAUUUUUUACGGAUAUCAUGUUAGAGAAUGGCAUAAAGCUACCUUGA